AUGAAACUCGCACCUGUUCAAGUAUUUAUAGAUUUUGAGAUUGCGAUUCAUAUGGCAGUAGAGAGCAUGUGGCCAAUAUCCAAAAUACGAGGGUGCAGAUUUCAUCUAGCCCAAAAUUGGUGGCGGAAAAUUCAGAAUCUAGGUCUCUCGGCAAUUUACAAAGACACUAGUUCAGAAAAUGAGACCAGUAAUUUUUUGAAAUUAUUUUUUGCCCUACCCAUUUUAAGCCCAAUAGAAGUUAUCGAUUGCUUUACUGACGAGUUAAUGGCCAUUCGACCAACAGCUGACGAAAGAAUUGAAGAAUUUAUGGACUAUGUAUUUGAUAAUUAUAUUUCCCCAGAAGCAAGUUUUCUACCAAGUAUAUUGGCUCAAUUUUCAACUACUUUAAAUAGAACUACAAAUAGCUGCGAGAGUUUUCAUUCUAAACUCAACCGUUGUUUUUAUAGUGGGCACCCAAAUAUUUACCUAUUUAUAGAUGAGCUGUUUGAUGUACAAUCAUAA
Diuraphis noxia (Russian wheat aphid) is the source of this 501-nucleotide messenger RNA. RefSeq lists its product as uncharacterized. Lineage: Eukaryota; Metazoa; Arthropoda; Insecta; Hemiptera; Aphididae. The record is from RefSeq and is a predicted model, not a curated record.